GUGAGUUUGCGAAAACUCAGAGAGUUAGAUUGACGUGGUUUCCAUGGUGAACUAGUUGAGCAACUCCUGAGAAAACUCGAAACCAUCUGUUCGAUAAGUUUCGUCCAAUCAGAGGGCACGGUUGAAGUUUAAUCUUAAUUUAAUAAUGACAACGUCACGCUAGUAAAGAGAGUUUGUCUGCUCGAAGAGUGACAGUGCUUUUGACUGCGCGCAACUCGAUGCCAGGCAACUAUAAAGUGUGUGUGCCGUCUUAAGUUCAGACAAAUAGACAAUACAAAGGAGUGUAAGGAUAAACCUGGACCUGUGCAGUGAGCCACAAGACAGAAAUGCUUCCCUCCUUCAGUUUCACUCCAGAGCAGGUCGCCUGCGUGUGUGAAGUCUUACAGCAGAGUGGAGACAUUGAGAGGCUGGGGAGAUUUUUAUGGUCUUUGCCUGAAUGCGAGACUAUUCAAAAAAAUGAAAGCGUUCUCAAGGCAAAAGCCAUCGUAUCUUUUCACCAGCAGAAUUUCCAGGAGCUCUACCGAAUUCUAGAGAACAACAACUUCUCUCCAAACGCGCAUCCCAAACUGCAAUCGCUUUGGCUCAAGGCGCACUAUAUGGAAGCGGAAAAGCUGCGCGGUCGCCCUCUUGGAGCAGUAGGGAAAUACAGAGUCCGGCGCAAGUUCCCUCUACCUCGCACUAUCUGGGACGGCGAAGAGACGAGCUAUUGCUUUAAGGAGAAAUCUAGGAAUAUUCUUCGAGAAUGGUACUCGCAUAAUCCGUACCCUUCCCCGAGAGAGAAACGCGAACUGGCCGAGGGAACGGGUCUAACCACAACUCAAGUUAGUAACUGGUUCAAAAACCGAAGACAGCGCGAUCGCGCGGCAGAGGCAAAAAUAAGGGAGACCACAGUAGACGGGCGCAACCCGAAAGUUCUCACGCUGGAUAAGUCCUCUCUUAUGGUACAAGAUGUCAAGAAAUGUAUGAUGCCUGAUUUUUCACACUGCAUCGCACAGAACAUCCCCGUCAAUGUCAAAAUGGAGGUAGAUGACCCGACGUUAAUGGCGGUGGGACACGGUGACUCGUCAGUAUCGGCCAGUGAGUUGAGCCAGGGCUUACAGGACUCUCAUAUGCUAACAACUCUCACAAACACUCUAGUAGGACUGUAGACUUCUCUCGUUUACUCUCAUCCAGUCGGUUGAAGCGUUCGCUCAUUGCGCGCGGUUUGUCAUCAAACGUGGUCCAUCAGAUGGCACAGGAUAAACGGCCGUAAUCAUUGAAUAUACUUCCACUUCGAGUUCGCAAUUGAAAAUGUCACAAACGUGUAAUAUUGAGCCUAGUUUAAACAUUGUAGUGUAGACAAUGUUGUGUACAAUAAUAGGGGUAUAGUUAGAGACAAAAGAAGUUGUUUUCUUAAGAUGAGACCCCUCAAGCUUCCGUUAUAUUUCCGUGCACUCACUAAGAACGCUACGAACGUGUUUUUACAACACUCCAACUCAUUCUUUAUGAUAUAAUGUCCACAAUUCACGCGAGAAACAAUUAUUGGACCUCAGCAGGGAAGAGUUUUGCUCAUCCACCAAGAGAAUGUUUUACUCGCUCGAGUGUUAGUCGAUUGGAAUAACAUUGUGUAUACCUUAUAUAGUAGGCAUUGUGCCGAGCAUCAGAUAUGCCAAAUUGAUUGUAUAAAUUGUAUGUUAUAUAUCGAGCGCCCAUUGUACCUAUAAAGCGCAUUCACAAUAAAGUAAAGGUACUAUUA
Nematostella vectensis (starlet sea anemone) is the source of this 1735-nucleotide messenger RNA. Its product is annotated as homeobox protein six1. The transcript has 2 exons. The coding region runs from base 327 to 1148 and encodes 273 amino acids. Gene Ontology annotation, cellular component: transcription regulator complex; nucleus. The record is from RefSeq and is a predicted model, not a curated record. Gene Ontology annotation, biological process: regulation of transcription by RNA polymerase II. NCBI's taxonomy places the organism in Eukaryota, Metazoa, Cnidaria, Anthozoa, Actiniaria, Edwardsiidae. Gene Ontology annotation, molecular function: RNA polymerase II cis-regulatory region sequence-specific DNA binding; DNA-binding transcription factor activity, RNA polymerase II-specific.